GAUUCGGCUGAAGAAAGGUGAGCGCUUUUAAUAGUCCUUCAAUCGACCAAACUUACUUGCUUGUAAUGCUUUAUCUAGCGAUAUUAAUGAAUGCUGUUCUUUGCGUGUAAAGCACACGACUAACAGAAGUAGGUGCGUCUCAUUUCGCUCCCUAUAUAACUCAACUGAGGUCCAUGUGACAUGAAAAUAAAGAUGGCGUUUAUUAAAGAGGAGAGUGAAGACAUGAAGUUUGAAGAAACAUUCAGAGUCAAACAUGAAGAUACUGAGGAACAAACAAAGACUGAGAUUAUUAAAGAGGAGAGUGAAGAAACAUUCAGAGUCAAACAUGAAGAUACUGAGGAAGAAACAGAGAUGGAGUUUAUUAAAGAGGAGAGUGAAGACAUGAAGAUUGAAGAAACAUUCAGAGUCAAACAUGAAGAUACUGAGGAAGAAACAAAGAUGGAGUUUAUUAAAGAGGAGAGUGAAGACAUGAAGAUUGAAGAAACAUUCAGAGUCCAACAUGAAGAAGAUACUGAGGAACAAACAGACCUGAUUGCGCUGAAAGAGGAGAAUCAAGAACUGAAUGAAAUGAAAGACAAAGAUCAAAAUGAGAAACAUCAUGAUUUCAAAACUGAAGAGGAACUGAUAAGUUGCUCACAGACUAAAAAGACUACCUCACCAAAAGAAGCUCAAAAAACACAAACUACAAACCUUAAGUCUCAAAUGAGAGUUCAUACUGGAGAGAAAACGUCCACCUCCCAACAGUGUGGGAAGAGUUUCUUGCAUAAAGUAAAUCUUAAGACUCGUGUAAGAUUUCAAACUGGAGUGAAUUCUUUUGUAUGUGAUCAGUGUGGAAAGAGUUUCAAACAUAGUGCAAAUCUUAAUAACCACAUGAGAAUUCAUUCUGGAGAGAGACUUUUCACCUGCAAACUGUGUGGGAAGAGUUUCACACAUAAUGGAGGUCUUAACAAUCACAUGAUAAGUCACACUGAAAAGAAGCCAUUAAUAUGCUCUCAGUGUGGAAAGUGUUUUUCACGGAAACAAAACCUUGUUCUCCACAUGAUCAUUCACACUGGCGAAAAGCCUUUCACCUGCAAAAUGUGUGGGAAAACUUUCACGUAUAAGGGAAACCUAAAGACUCACAUAAGAAGUCACACUGGAGAGAAUCCAUUCACAUGCGAUCAGUGUGGAAAGAGUUUCAGACAUAGUGUAAACCUUAAUAACCACAAGAAGAGUCACUCAAGAGAGAAGAGUUUUAAAUGCCAUCAGUGUGAAAGGAGUUUCACAGACACAAAUCACCUUAAGAAUCACGUUAAAAUUCACAUCGGAGAAAAGCCUUUCAUGUGUCAUUACUGUGGAAAGAGUUGCUCGAGAGAAGAUGGCCUGAAGAUUCACGUGAGAAUUCACACUGGAGAGAAACCUUACACCUGCCCUCAGUGUGGAAUGAGUUUCAGGGUUAAAGAAUACCUUCAGGUUCACAAGAGGAUUCACACUGGAGAGAAGCCUUACAAGUGUCCUCAGUGUGAGAAGAGAUUCGCAUUUCAAAGCAGCAUGAAACGUCACUUGCGAACACAUUCUGGGAAGAAAUUGCCACUUUCUUCAGUGUGACGAGGUUUAGAAAAAGGAGUAAUUUAUACAAUCAUCUGCACAUUCAUUUUGGUAGACAUUCAGUUGAAAUCAUUGUAAGAAUA
Messenger RNA from Carassius carassius (crucian carp), 1670 nucleotides. Its product is annotated as zinc finger protein OZF-like. NCBI's taxonomy places the organism in Eukaryota, Metazoa, Chordata, Actinopteri, Cypriniformes, Cyprinidae. The transcript has 3 exons. Gene Ontology annotation, biological process: regulation of transcription by RNA polymerase II. Bases 181 to 1587 code for a protein of 468 amino acids. Gene Ontology annotation, molecular function: RNA polymerase II cis-regulatory region sequence-specific DNA binding; DNA-binding transcription factor activity. The record is from RefSeq and is a predicted model, not a curated record.